This is a messenger RNA of Aspergillus ochraceoroseus IBT 24754, 1242 nucleotides long. RefSeq names its product HPP family protein. The record is from RefSeq and is a predicted model, not a curated record. NCBI's taxonomy places the organism in Eukaryota, Fungi, Ascomycota, Eurotiomycetes, Eurotiales, Aspergillaceae. Bases 361 to 1242 code for a protein of 293 amino acids. The transcript has 3 exons.
CCGCGGAGAUACAAUUGCUGCGGUUGUUGCCAUGCCCAGAGUGCCGCUUCUGCAGUCCAUUCUCUGCGGUUUCUUCUUACUCCCGGAUUUCACGCCGGACCGUGAGUCAGAAGCAAAAUGAUCGCUGUUACGAGAUGUUGGAGGUUUUUCAGGGGCAGAUGUCUUGACUAGACCUGAUAAUCACCGUCUCCCUGCUAAACUGCGCUGAAUCAUACUCACAUGAGCAAAUACUCAACCCACAUGACAACAGCUCGAUUCGGUAUUUAGCAUCGAUUGGGAGCAUCCGCCUCGAUAGACGAUUCCCGGUCUUGAAUCCCAAGUCGUUAGUAAGGAGCAACAACAACUCAUGGCCACCGUGGCAUGCUGGAACAAACUUCACAACCUCCAGCCAUGCGUCAACACAUCGACUUCUCUCGAUGGCAUUUGGACAUCGAUGCCUACCUAAAUCCAUUCAUCCCGGCUCCUCCAUGGCGCAGGCUGCCUCGACCAGUCUCUCACUUCCUUGGAUAUAGAGGAGACCAGCAUCCAAGACCUCUCGGAAACCUAGUCAUUGCCUUCUGGUCUACCCUUGGGGUCUUCUGCGGCGUGCUCUUAAUUGCAGAGGUCUCCCUGCAGGUCCCUGCAUUCCAGAACCACCAUGCCCCAAUCAUUGUGGGCAGUUUUGGCGCCGCGGCCGUUCUCGAAUUCUGCGCUAUCGAAUCAUCCCUCGCGCAGCCCCGAAACGCCAUUCUCAGCCAGUUCAUUGCUAGCGUAAUCGGCGUCUCCAUUGCCAAGCUCUUCGCGUUGAACCCGCACGCUCACUCCAUGCCUGAACUUGGAGGCGCGCUGGCUUGUGCCAUCACUACCGCCAUCAUGCUACUCACCAACACUGUGCACCCGCCUGCGGGAGCUACGGCGCUUCUAGCCGUGACGGAGGCAUAUGCGGUGGGCUGGUGGUUGAUUCCCAUUAUGUUACUUGGGUGUGUGCUGAUGUUGGCGGUGGCGUUGCUGAUCAACAAUAUUCAGCGCCGUUUUCCUCUGUACUGGUGGACGCCGCAGACACUUUCGGAACCACAACCGACGGAGGAUCCUGAGCGCGGGGAGAAAGAGGAGGAGAGCUCAGUGAGUGCGUCUGAUCUUGGGAUUGCGGAUGAGCCGAUGCGAAUUAUUAUCCAGAAAGGGCAAGUGCUGGUACCGGAUGAGUUUUGGCUGUCUGUGGAAGAGAGGGAGCUCCUCGAGCAAAUUCGUGACCGGAUUCAGUAG